GGAGCAUCACAAGUCACCCAGAUUGCAGUGGUAAGAGGAAGACUGUGCCUAAGAGGAAAGCCAGUGGAUUCCAAAAGUGCGAAAGAAGGCCUCAAGAGUUUUGUGGAGUGGUUAAAGGCAAAAGAGAUGCCAGUAGUGCUGUUUGCUCACAAUGCAAAAUCAUUUGAUUGCAAGCGUCUAAUAUUUUCUUUCCAGAAAUGUGAUCUUUUAAACUCCUUUCAAAGUUGUGUUGUGGGGUUUGUUGAUACGUUAAUACUGUUUAAAUCAGUUAUGCAACAGAGAGAGAAAUACUCGCAGGAAAAUCUUGUGUCAGAUCUGUUGGGCAUUUCUUAUAGUGCUCAUGACUACCUGGAAGAUGUCAGGGCUCUUCAGCGACUUCUUUCC
Molecule: messenger RNA, 384 nt
Organism: Porites lobata
Lineage: Eukaryota; Metazoa; Cnidaria; Anthozoa; Scleractinia; Poritidae
Source: the annotation of a GenBank genome assembly